UCUAGUCUGAAAAGGGGGCUGUGACAUCAUGGAGCUAUGGGCGGGGCCUCCCUUUGUUGCGGUCCAAUCAGGCUAAGAGUUGGGCUUCUGGGCGGGGCCAAGGAAACCUCAGGGAAUAUCUCUUGGGAAUUUGGGGCCCUGCGUGGGUAGCCGGAAGGCAGAGGCUUGGGAGUUCCUAUUAGUAAGGGGCGAACCGUGGCUGUAAACCCCAGUUAAAAACUGUCUAUACCACGCAACCAACCUCACCCUCACCACCCUCCUCCGCCAAAAUCUUUAAUUUUGGUCGUGGGAAAAAGAGUGGAAGGAGUGGCCUGUUCUUCCUCUCUGAAAGCCCUCAGAACCUGGACUCUUCAGCGAACCCUAGUGUUGGAAGGUACAACAGUCAGGAGUCAAGGUCGGGCUGCGGCUGUUUAGAGUGCUUCGGGACUCCUCGGUUUUCUAAUGAGAAGUGUGCGCCCUGCAAAUUGGGGCUCCAUUAGUCUCGGGGAAGGGUUUCUCUCCGUUUAGCGUUCACCUCGGUUUGGGGUAAGAGGAGCCUCCCCGGAGUUCGGCGCGAACUGCGCGCUCUGGCCGCAAUGGGGCCGUGGCGGCUUCCCCUCCUGGUGGCGGCUCUGGCCGGCUGCCUGCUUCCUGCCCGGGGCUGUGUCAUGUGUGAUCCAAACGUCGUGGGGGCGCUAAACUCCUUGGAGACGGAUUACCUGCCUGGCCACCUGGAGGCCAAGCAUCACAAAAACGUGAUGAAAAGGGUAAAGCAGGCAGUGGAAGCUUUCAAGGACCUGCCGAUUGACGAGGAUUCCUAUAUGGGGGUCGUCGAUGAGGCCACACUGGAGAAGGCAGCUUGGAGUUUGCUGAAGGAUCUGAAACGCAUCAUGGACAGUGAUGUAAAAGGCGAGCUCUUCGUGAAGGAGCUGUUCUGGACGUUGCACCUGGCAAAGGAUAACUUUGCCAGCUACGCUGCUCAGUUUCAAAAAGCGGCGUUUUGUCCCAACAAAUGUGGUUUGAUGUUGCAGCCUCUGAUCUGGUGCAGUACCUGCCAGAAGCAGGUUCACUCUUGUCGAAAGUCCUCGAAUUGCGGAGGUGAGAGAGCUGGGCGCAGCCGGAGGGGUUGGCGCGAGAGGGGCGGAGCCAGAGGUGAGAUCAAGAGUCUAAAGAGGUCGGAGACUGGAGACAGCCAACAAGAAAAGGCGGGGCGAGACCAAGUGGAAGGGGGUUGGGAGAGGGCCCAGAACCGUGAAAGAGCAUCCCACAGUAACCCCCUAUUCCCAGAGCGCAAAGUCAAGGUCCAUCAGAUGGAAGAUAUGAUCCUGGACUGUGAGCUCAACUGGCAUAAAAUCUCUCAAGGCCUGACCGAUUACAGCUUUUACAGGGUUUGGGGGAACAAUUCUGAGACCUUGAUGUCCAAGGGGAAGGAGCCCACGCUGACCAAGACCAUGGUGCGUCCAAAGGAUGCAGGCACCUAUCGCUGCGAGCUGGGCUCCGUGCAAUCCAGUCCAGCCACGAUCAUCUAUUUUCAUGUCACAGUAUUGCCCAAAAGAAUCGUGGAGGAGAUACCGUCACCAAAUACUGAAACCAAGGAUGAGGUGGCCCCAGGUGAGGUGACUUUGGAUCGCCCCCAGACGGCCACAACCCUCCAGUCACAGUCUCCGAAGCCAGAGAAAGUGCUGAGAAGCCGCCUGGUCGGGCUGCUGAUCUGGGGCUUUGUCGUGCUGAUAGCCAGUGUUGCCACCGUGAUACUUUUAUCUCGGUCUGGGAAAGUGAUCGAUUUCAUAAAGUCCUCCUGGUUCAGCACUGGCAGUGGAGCUGCUCAGGACUCUGAGGUUUCAGAAGAAAAGGCCAAAGAAUCAAGGAGAAAAUAAAUAUUUAUCUGGUUGUCUAAGUAUCUGAC
This is a messenger RNA of Delphinapterus leucas (beluga whale), 1885 nucleotides long. The record is from RefSeq and is a predicted model, not a curated record. Lineage: Eukaryota; Metazoa; Chordata; Mammalia; Artiodactyla; Monodontidae.